AUGAAGGAUAAUAUCAAUUAUUAUCAAGAGAAAAAGUGGACUGACAAAAGUAUCACUCAUGAAGAAGAAAAAAGCAUAAAGACAAGAACAAACGCACAAAAGCACAAACGUCGCCAGAAGCACAAUUUUAUCCAACGGGCGAUCAAGAGUUUGACUUAUCACCACAAUAAAGUGGAAAAGAGCGAGAAGAAGAGUGUGUAUGAUGAUGAUGACGAGCAUAGCUACAAGGAAGAGCUGGACAUGUAUAUUGCAGCGUCUUGUGCAAACCUUUGCUAUAAUGACAAUAAUAAGGAAGCAGUGGAUUAUUCAGACGAUGAAACGUCGGAAGAAGAUUUUGAUCCCGUCUUGAUUUCGCCUCACAAGACUGGAAGGAUUGAUUUCUCAGUCUUAAUCACAUCGAUACCAUCAAAGACAAUGACGAUGACACAUGAGUUUGUUGUGCCACCAGUACAAGUUCCUGAUAAAUACCAUCGACAGGAUUGUAAAGGUGGUGUGCUCGUAGCAGGACGUUAUGUCUUGUUUACGAAUUACGCGUUUAAAAGGCAAAUGCAUCAUAUUGGCCAUCUUGGUUCACUCCCUGAGCGUGCUGAAGCCCAAUUACAUUCAUUGGAACAAGUAUCGGCAGGAUUGUAUUCAGGAAGAGUCGUCGAGCUGUAG
This is a messenger RNA of Peronospora belbahrii, 657 nucleotides long. NCBI's taxonomy places the organism in Eukaryota, Oomycota, Peronosporomycetes, Peronosporales, Peronosporaceae. The record is from the annotation of a GenBank genome assembly.